UGAAGAUUAUGCUUUUCUACAGCAAUUCAGAUGCUGAUUGACAGAACGUUACAAUACCAACUGCCAUUACAGUAUGUUACAUGCCAAGUGUGGGCUUGAUUUCACGACCUUGUGAGACAACCCGAUUGUCGGUGAUGUCAUGACUGGAGCACUGCUGCACAAUGACAUGAGCUGCGAUGACCCACGAUGCUUUUGGGAGUAAGGCCUCCGAGUACCUAUAUAGGCGCAACAACUUGGCCGUAGCUUCUCAACUUUGUUCGAUACAAUAAAAUCGUCUGCCUUCGAAUUCCAAUUCCAACUCAACAACAACGCAACUCAUCAGUUCCGCAGCUGACCGUUACAAUCGACACCUUACGCCUGUCCAAACAAAACAAGACCAUAUCACCAUGACUGACAAGUCGCAAUUCCAGCAGGGACAUGAGAUCCCUGUCACUCAGCAGAGCUUCCCGGGCAAGGAGAAGGACUUGCCCAUCGCGGCUGCGCACGAGCAGAUCCCCACGGAUGAGGGCAACUACCAGACUUACAAGGCCGCCGGCAAGCUGCAGGGCAAGAAGGCCAUCAUCACCGGAGGUGACUCCGGGAUCGGCCGUGCCACUGCUAUCCUCUUCGCCAUGGAGGGUGCUGACUCCCUUAUCGCCUACCUCCCUGAGGAGGAGGACGACGCGCAAGAGACCAAAAGGCGGGUGGAGAAGUAUGGCCGGAAGUGCUUCCUCUACUCCACCGACCUGACCGACAGGGGCAACUGCAAGAAGGUCGUCGACGAGGCCGUGAGCAAGCUGGGCGGUGUUGACAUCCUCUUCAACAACGCUGCGUAUCAGAUGAUGGUGGAGGAUAUCAAGGACCUCUCCGAGGACCAAUGGAUCCACACAUUCAACACCAACAUCCACCCCUACUUCUACCUCGCCAAAUACGUCCUGCCGCACAUGAAGCCGGGCUCGACCAUCAUCAACAACGCCAGCAUCAACGCCUACAUCGGACGGCCCGACCUCCUGGACUACACGUCCACCAAGGGCGCCAUCGUGUCGUUCACGCGCGCCCUGCACAACCAGCAGAUCGGCAAGGGCAUCCGCGUAAACGCUGUCGCUCCCGGCCCCGUCUGGACGCCGCUCAUUCCCUCCACCAUGAGCGAGGACGCGCAGAAGCAGUUCACCAGCCCCAUGGGCCGCCCCGCACAGCCGAGCGAGAUUGCAACGUGCGUGGUGUUCCUCGCGUCCAAGGAUAGUUCGGCGGUGUCGGGACAGACCAUCCACUGCAACGGCGGUACCGUCGUCAAUGGUUGAAGUUAGGAUGGAGUGAGUGCAUGGGAGAAUGAGAUAGUAAUGAAGGUGUAGCGUUCGGAUAUCAUCACCACUCACGUUUGAGCCUUGAAAUGUAUGAGUGAGAUGCGUGUUCGUGGCAAAAGUU
Chaetomium strumarium is the source of this 1404-nucleotide messenger RNA. RefSeq lists its product as uncharacterized. The record is from RefSeq and is a predicted model, not a curated record. The transcript is spliced from 3 exons. Gene Ontology annotation, molecular function: oxidoreductase activity. NCBI's taxonomy places the organism in Eukaryota, Fungi, Ascomycota, Sordariomycetes, Sordariales, Chaetomiaceae. The coding region runs from base 387 to 1280 and encodes 297 amino acids.